Musca vetustissima is the source of this 1521-nucleotide messenger RNA. RefSeq names its product probable cytochrome P450 28d1. Gene Ontology annotation, molecular function: iron ion binding; monooxygenase activity; oxidoreductase activity, acting on paired donors, with incorporation or reduction of molecular oxygen. Lineage: Eukaryota; Metazoa; Arthropoda; Insecta; Diptera; Muscidae. The record is from RefSeq and is a predicted model, not a curated record. The transcript is spliced from 8 exons. Bases 1 to 1521 code for a protein of 506 amino acids.
AUGGAUUCGUGGCUCGUGACUUUAAGUCUAUUUGUUGGAGCUCUUGGAGUCUUUUAUAUAUUUCUAAUAUGGAAUUUAGGCAGUUGGAAGAAACGUGGUGUUCCGGAGGCUAAAUCAUAUCCAGGAAUUGGAACAUUCCCAUCGUUGUUUACCCAAAAACGCAACGUUGUCUACGAUUAUGAUGAAGUUUACAGACAAUACCGCAGCACAAAUAAAUUCGUUGGUGUCUACAAUGGCAGAGAACCACAGCUGUUUAUAUUGGAUCCUGAUCUUGUGCAUCGAAUUCAUGUCAAUGAUUUUAAACAUUUUCAUGACAACGCCCUUAGCGAUACGAUUGAUGAAAAAUCCGAUGCAAUUGUUGGCAACAAUCCGUUCUUCUUAAGAGGGGAGGAAUGGAAGGAAAGACGUAAUGAAUUGGUGCCGGGAAUGUCACCAAAUCGGAUAAAAAAUGUCUAUCCCGUAACACUGGAGAUAUGUAAACGUUUAACAGAUUUCAUAAGGCAACAGGCUGGAGAACAGAACAACAAUGGUAUUGGAGCCUAUGAGCUAUUUCUGCGUUACACCACAGAAGUGGUGAGUGAUUGUGUCUUGGGAAUUCAUGUUGGAACAUUGAACAAUGAACCGUCCAGUUUUCUUGACAGAAUCAAAAAUCUAUUCCAUUUAACACCAUCGCAGAUUAUGUAUCAAAUCGCUAUUGCGUUUAUUCCCAGCCUCAAGAAGAUACUAAAAACGAAAUUCUUUACCACAACUAAUGCUCAAUAUUUCUUGAAUUUAAUGUCCGAUUCAAUUGCACUGCGACAAAAAGAAGGCCAUAGCCAGCGUGCAGAUUUUUUGAAUUUUUUGCUACAAUUAAAGGAGAAGAAAAAUUAUAAUAAUUUAAUUUUAACGGCACAUGCAAUGACAUUCUUGACGGAUGGAUUUUUGACAACAUCGCAAAGUAUCGCUCAUUGUUUGUUGGGGUUGGCUAGAAAUCCCAGGGCCCAAGAGAAAUUACGUGAGGAAAUUCUGAGCAACAUUAAUGAGGAGGGUUUUGUAAGUUUUGAAAGUCUUUCGGAGAUGCCAUACUUGGAUGCUUGCUUUAAUGAGGCCAUUCGUCUAUUCUCCCCAUUAUCCGCAAAUACAAAACUGUGCACCCAACCAUAUACAUUUGUAAAUUCCGAUGGAACAUCUUUCCAAAUGAAAAAGGGUGAAAUCGUUUUUAUAUCAUAUCGUAGCAUACAUCAUGACGAGCGAUAUUAUAAGAAUCCCGAAGAAUAUAUACCGGAGAGAUUUUUACCCGAAAAUGGUGGUGUCAAGAAAUUUAGAGAGGAGGGCAAAUAUUUAGGUUUUGGUGAUGGGCCACGAAUUUGCAUGGGAAUGCGUUUUGGUGCUACCCAAGCUAAGGCAGCUAUUGUGGAAAUUAUAAGAAAUUUCCAUGUGAAAGUAAAUUCAAAAACUAGCAACGACAAUUUAUUAGAUAAACAUGAAAUUGUUGCCGUUUUGGAUGGUGGCAUUUGGUUGGAUUUUACACCAAUUAACUAA